AUGGACGAGCCGCCCUUCACCGAGGCGGCCUUGGAGCAGGCGCUGGCCGAGCCGUGCGCGCUGGACGCGGCGCUGCUGACGGACAUCGAAGACAUGCUUCAGCUCAUCAACAACCAAGACAGUGACUUUCCAAGCCUGUUCGACCCACCCUAUGCUGGGGGUGGGGCAGGGGGUGCCGACCCCACAAAUCCUGAAGCCAGCUCCCCAGGCAGCUUGUCUCCACCUCAUGCCACUGCGAGCUCCCCACUCGAAGUCUUUCUGGAGGGGCACAAGGCAAUACCACCACUGUUGCCCCCUCCCCAACCUGCACCCACAUUGAAGAUGCACCCAUCUGUGCCUGCCUUCUCCCCCACGCCUGACAUCAAGGAGGAGCCAGUGCCGCUGACCAUCCUGCAGCCCCCCACCCCACAGCCUCUGCCAGGGGCCCUGCUGCCCCAGAGCUGUCCAGCCCCAGCCCCACUCCAGCUCAGCUCUGCCCCUGUGUUGGGCUAUCCCAGCCCUCCCGGGGGCUUUUCCACAGACACCUCUCCAGGGAGCACCCCACAGCCACUGCCUGGCCCGCCAGGGGCCCCGCCCAUCUCCUUGCACACCCAGGUUCAGAGUGCAGCCCCCCAGCAACUGUUCACAGCCACCGCCACUGCCACCAUGGCCCCUGGAACAACCACUGUGACCUCGCAGAUCCAGCAGGUCCCGGUCCUGCUGCAGCCCCACUUCAUCAAAGCAGACUCUUUGCUGUUGACAACCAUGAAAACAGACACGGGCUCCCCUGUGAAGGCGGCGGGCCUUGGCUCCCUGGCCCCUGGCACAGCUGUGCAGACCGGGCCCUUGCAGACCCUGGUGAGUGGUGGGACCAUCCUGGCGACAGUGCCGCUCGUAGUGGACACUGACAAGCUGCCCAUCAAUCGACUGGUGGCCAGUGGGAAGGCCCCGGGUUCGGCCCAGAGCCGCGGCGAGAAGCGCACAGCCCACAAUGCCAUUGAGAAGCGCUACCGCUCCUCCAUCAAUGACAAGAUCAUCGAGCUCAAGGACCUGGUGGUGGGCACUGAAGCGAAGCUGAAUAAAUCUGCCGUCUUGCGCAAGGCCAUUGACUACAUUCACUUUCUACAACAGAGCAACCAGAAACUCAAGCAGGAGAAUUUGGGUCUGCGCACUGCUGCCCACAAAAGCAAGUCUCUGAAGGACCUGGGGCCAGCUUGUGGCAGUGGAGGGAACUCCGACGUGCCCAUGGAGGGCAUAAAGCCUGAGGUGGACACGCUGAGCCCCCCCCCCUCGGACGCAGGCUCGCCCUCACAGAGCAGCCCCUUGUCCCUGGGCAGCAAGACCAGCAGCAGUGACUCAGAGCCUGACAGCCCAGCCCUCGAGGACAGCCAGGUGUGCUCCCCGCCCACUCGGGGCCUGCUGGACCGCUCCCGCCUGGCCCUGUGCACACUCCUCUUCCUCUGUCUCUCCUGCAACCCUCUGGCCUCCCUGCUGGGCGGCUGCGGUCUCCCUGGCCCCUCGGAUGCCACCAGUGUCCACCCGGGUGCUGGGCGCACCGUGCUGGGCACUGAGGACAGAGAUGGCCCUGGCUGGGCCCCGAGGCUGCUGCCCGCACUGGUCUGGCUGGCGAACGGGCUGCUGGUGCUGGCCUCCUUGGCACUCCUCCUCGUCUGCGGGGAGCCGGUCACUCGGCCCCACUCGGGCCCCGCCGUGCGCUUCUGGAGGCACCGCAAGCAGGCCGACCUGGACCUGGCCAGGGGGGCCUUUGCCCAGGCUGCCCAGCAGCUGUGGCUGGCCCUUCAGGCACUGGGCCGGCCCCUGCCCACCUCCCACCUGGACCUGGCCUGCAGCCUGCUCUGGAACCUCAUCCGCCACCUGCUGCAACGCCUCUGGGUGGGCCGUUGGCUGGCAGGCCGGGCUGGGGGCCUGCAAGCAGAUGCCCGCACCAGUGCCCGGGACGCGGCCCUGGUCUACCACAAGCUGCACCAGCUUCACGCCACGGGGAAGUACACAGGCGGGCACCUCGCUGGGGCCAACCUGGCGCUGAGUGCACUGAACCUGGCAGAAUGUGCGGGGGACACCAUGUCUGUGGCCACUCUGGCUGAGAUCUACGUGGCGGCCGCGCUGACCGUCAAGACCAGUCUCCCGCGGGCCUUGCACUUCCUGACACGCUUCUUCCUGAGUAGCGCCCGCCAGGUCUGCCUGUCACAGAGGGGCUCAGCGCCCCCGGCCCUGCAGUGGCUCUGCCACCCUGCGGGCCACUGCUUCUUCAUGGAUGGGGACUGGGCUGUGCGCGGUCCCCCACGGGAGAGCCUGUACAGCUCGGCCACGGACCCAGUGGACCCCUUGGCCCAGGUGACACAGCUGUUCCGAGAACAUCUCUUGGAGCGGGCACUGAACUGUAUGGCCCAGCCCAGCCCCAACCCUGCGUCAGCUGACAGGGACCGGGAAUUCUCAGAUGCCCUCGGGCACCUCCAGCUGCUGAACAGCUGUUGUGACGCUGCUGGGACUCCAGCCUGCAGCUUCCCCAACAGUCCCAGCACGGCCACCCCCGGCACAGACCCGGUCGCCAAGUGGUGGGCCUCGCUGGUGGCGGUGGUGACCCACUGGCUGCAGCGGGAUGAGGAGGCCGCUGAGCGGCUGUACCCCCUGGUGGAGCGUCUGCCGCGGGCCCUGCAGGAGUCCGAGAGACCGUUGCCCAGGGCAGCUCUGCACUCCUUCAAGGCGGCCCGGGCCCUGCUGGGCCGUGGGAAGGCAGGGUCCGGCCCAGCCAGCCUGGCCGUCUGUGAGAAGGCCAGUGAGUGUCUGCAGGACAGCCUGGCUACCACUUCGCCUGGCAGCUCCAUUGACAAGGCCAUGCAGUUGCUCCUGUGUGACCUGCUCCUUGUGGCACGCACCAGCCUGUGGCUCAGGCAGCAGCCGUCUGCACCCUCCCAGGCCUCGCAGGGUCCGGGCAGCGGGGCCCAGGCCUCUGCCCUGGAGCUGCGUGGCUUCCAGCGGGAUCUGAGCGGCCUGAGGCGCCUGGCGCAGAGCUUCCCGCCAGCCAUGCGGAGGGUGUUCCUCCAUGAGGCCACAGCCCGGCUGAUGGCCGGGGCCAGCCCCGCGCGCACGCAGCAGCUCCUGGGCCGCAGCCUGAGGAAGAGGCCAGGCUCCUGCGGCAGAGGAGGCACGCGGGAGCUGGAGCCGCGCCCCACGCGGCGGGAGCACGGCGAGGCCCUGCUGCUGGCCUCCUGCUGCCUGCCGCCGUGCUUCCUGCCGGUGCCCGGGCAGCGCCUGGGCAUGCUGGCCGAGGCGGAGCGCAUGCUCGAGAAGCUGGGAGACCGCCGGCUGCUGCACGACUGCCAGCAGCUGCUCCUGCGCCUGGGCGGCGGGACCACCGUCACCUCCAGCUAGGCCGGCCCCGCGGCUGUCCGCCAGCCUCGCAUGACCAAGGCAGCGCCGGAGACCCCGGUGCCCACGGCUCACCCAGGGACUGCACUGCACCGGCAGGGGCUGGGGGUGGAAAUGAGAGCUCCUUGGGGCUUCUGCCUCUUGACCUGGGAGGCCCGAGGGGGUACGACCCCCUCCCCCCAGCUCCCCAACCCUACGAAAGGCGGGCAGGGUGGUGCUGACCUCUGGUGGCCGAUUGGGGGAUUGCAGGAGCCCAUCGGUCUGCUCCUGCAGGCACGCAGAGGUUUUUCCCUCUUCUAGAGGGAAGAUAGGGGUACGGGCCCCUCAGCGGAGGGGGGCCAACUUGGCUUUCCUGGCGAGCAAGGGGUCCUGCCCCCGGGCUCCUCUUCCCUUCUGGAAAGAUCUGUGCACAGUGUAGACCGGGUGCGUCGGCCUCCUGGCUCAAGUGUUACUUUGCUAUUUGCAAACUAUUUUCAUAGGUUGAGAGUUUUAU
This is a messenger RNA of Molossus molossus (Pallas's mastiff bat), 3862 nucleotides long. It is a transcript of the gene SREBF1, whose product is annotated as sterol regulatory element binding transcription factor 1. Gene Ontology annotation, cellular component: nucleus. Gene Ontology annotation, molecular function: DNA-binding transcription factor activity, RNA polymerase II-specific; protein dimerization activity; RNA polymerase II cis-regulatory region sequence-specific DNA binding. Gene Ontology annotation, biological process: regulation of transcription by RNA polymerase II. The record is from RefSeq and is a predicted model, not a curated record. NCBI's taxonomy places the organism in Eukaryota, Metazoa, Chordata, Mammalia, Chiroptera, Molossidae. The transcript has 19 exons. Bases 1 to 3372 code for a protein of 1123 amino acids.